AUUCAUACUUUCGCUCCUGCUGAGAGUUGGUCGAUUUUUGAGAGCAGUAUUUUUUCUAAAAUUCUCUGAGGCAUUGCCUCUAGUAACUCCAGUGAAUUCUACAUAGAAUUUAGUAUUAUCUUGUUCAGGAAAUUAUCACCGAGAAAAAUCAAAGUGUGGUGCAUAACAAAAGAGAUACAAAUUGUGUGAAGAACAAGAGGAGCAGUAUUUAUAGAACAAAAUGCAACAGUUUUCCCUCUACUUUGCCUUCAUCCUAGUCAUUCUGAUAGGAAACAGUGAAGCCAAACGCGGAUGUAGUCUCUACGGCCAUUCAUGCUACGGUGGACACGGCAAGAGAUCAACCCUGCCCCUGCUAACGGAUACCGGUAUAUCUCUCGAUGCGGCACCAAGUCCCCUGAUGAAACUGAUCCGGGACACAAGUCGACCCUAUUCACCAUCCCUCGUUAUUGACUAUAACGACCUGUAUGAAAAUGAUAACGAACCGGACAAUUUACGAACGGCGAAGGAUUUCAAAUAUGCCAUUUAUACCCUUCUGAGACAACUGGCCGACAAUCGAAUGAGAAAUCCCAGCGAUAUGGAACAGCACCAAAAUGCUAAUGCAAAUGAUUUCUACAAAACCACCACUGCAAACAACAAUAACCACAUCAACAACAUUUAACUUGCGUCUCCCUGAAUUUGAUUAUACAUUUCCCCAUGCACGAUUGAAAGAAAAAAAUGUUUAGAUUGUACAUAAGAGAUGAUUUUUUCUGCAGAUGAAGCGAAAGAAAAAGGGUUUCUCUGGAAAGAAUUCUAAUAGAAUGCUGGGGCUGGCAGCAUUCUAUUGGGCUUUUUUCCACGCAUGUUAGCAUUAUUCAGUUGACAUUACCCCCCUCGCACAUGAAGGUACCACACAAAAUAAAUAUUUAAAUGUUCUCUUUUUGGCUGCUGUAGUAUGUAAUCUCAGAAUUGUACUUGAAGAAUAAAUGAUUAAAUAAAAUAAUUAACAGAUAAAAUAUA
This is a messenger RNA of Phlebotomus papatasi, 996 nucleotides long. RefSeq lists its product as uncharacterized. Lineage: Eukaryota; Metazoa; Arthropoda; Insecta; Diptera; Psychodidae. The record is from RefSeq and is a predicted model, not a curated record. Bases 221 to 658 code for a protein of 145 amino acids. The transcript is spliced from 4 exons.